Staurois parvus is the source of this 374-nucleotide messenger RNA. NCBI's taxonomy places the organism in Eukaryota, Metazoa, Chordata, Amphibia, Anura, Ranidae. The record is from the annotation of a GenBank genome assembly.
GACCGCCCUAUAGCAGAUAUACUGCUACAGGGCGGCACCUGUGCGCAGAAUCACGUGUAUAUACGUCAUUUUGCAUUUCCGGGUAGGGGGUGCGCCGCCGCCAUUUGUGGAUGCGGAUGUCAAUCACCGGGUCCUGGCUGGUAAUUAUCCUUCGGCGCCCAGUUAUUACCGACAAUCACCGACGGGGAGGAAGAUUGUUUUGUUUACAAACAAUCUUCCUCCCUGUCAGCUCGAGCCCACUGCUUGGGAUAGCUGUGCACAGUACAGCCAUCCUGAUCAGUGUGCUUAUGGUGAAGAACACCCCCCCCCACCUAGUAAAACACUCCCAGCACACAGUUAACCCUUUGAUCGCCCCUCACAUUAACCCUUUCCUG